AGCGAAUCUCUCUGCGCUGCUCUCCUUUCCAAGACUUUUCUGAAUGUGCUUGCACAACACGCUCGGCAUCUUCCCCCUUCGCCGCUAUCACCACUUAAACCGAGACGGUGCACAAUCUGACUCGUGUGGUUGUUGUGCAUUCAGCUGGUCUGUGAAGGCACGUGCGAGUGGCGUACAUUGCCAGAACUGCCCCGGAAAUUCUGCUCCUCCUUUUUAGCAUCGAGCUAGAAUAACUCCAUCCAUUGACAUUCCUCACUCAACUCAUCCUCAUCCGAACGUUCUCCAGCGCUUCUGACGCGCAUGGUGUCUUUCGCCUGAGUACAGCGAACACCUUUCGACUUCCCAAGCCAUAUAAUCGUCGCUUGUCGACGCGCCGUGGCCCUUCCCACGUCUUCUGGUUGACAUUCAUCACCUCCGCCAUCAUGUUGGUUCGAAGCACGCGCAACAUGGUGCCCAUCUUGGGCAUCGUGUUGCUGCUUUUCGUCAUCGGCACUCUGUACCGCAGCCCUCAGCUUCCUGGAGACAGUAUCGACUAUCUGCGCAAAUUCGGAAGCGAUCGGUCAUCAAGCAAAUCGCAUCAGCAGACUGGCUAUGACGAUGCGCCAGAUUUCGCCCAAGGCGGAUCGUACACCGAGGAUGGCACCGCCGCGGAUCCUCUCCACCCUGAACACCCCGUCGCCAACCCGAACCCGCUCCCAGGCGGCGAUGCCCACAAGGCUGAGCAUACGACCACCUCGACCACCACUUCGCGCGGUGUCCCAGCAACCAAGACUGCGGACGCUAGCAGCACUGAAGAGACUGGAGAUGCCCCCAAGCAAGAGAAGGUUGCUUUCAACUAUGGCGAGGUACACCAUGCUGAUCUGACCAAGCCCGCAUGGAAGCCUGGUGACCCAAAGCCGGACAACUACUGGACUGACGCGCCUCGCCGCGAGAUUCGUUCCAAGCUCAAGCCGGAUGGAUCUUACUGGAAGGUCGACAUGCGCAGCUACCGCGGCAUCAAUCCUAAUGUCAUUCCGGACCCAAAAUACUUAGACAGAUAUCUGAUCGUCGCUCAGCAGCAUCAAGAUACUCACGAGAACAUCGUCUGGCAUACCGAGCUCACCUGCCGCGCAAAGUUUGAGUCUAACGGCGAUUUGAAGUGUGUUCAGGAGCCUAUGAUUCUUCCUAUCGCGAUGACCCGCACCGACAAGUGCGAAAACACCGAUUUCCCAUUCAUCACCAUGAACAUUGGACCGCACGACGCCCGUCUUUUCAACGGUCCCGACCGGCCGUACGUGAUGUGGGGUGCUCAAUCUAAGCACGUAUGCUUCGGACAGUGGCUUCAAGAUUAUCGACCCAUGACUGAUUGGAUGGCCAACUACACCUACGACACCAUUCCCAAGAACAACGACUUUGAGAUGGCCACCGAUUUGCAACGCCCGCCUCCGUAUGGACAGGUUGAAAAGAACUGGUUCAUGUUCUGGGAUGCUGACAACGCCACCUACUUGCAUUACCACGUUUACCCUCGGCGUAUUUUCGCCCGACUACAUCUUGACGGUUCAGUCGGUCCAGAUCUCGCCCCGGCCGCGUAUGAGCACGAUGACAAAUGUUGGGCCAAGCACAUCGAGCUUGCACCUGUACAAGACAUCCAAGCCGACGACCACUUGCACCAAGCCACCAACAGCUUGAAGAUCACCAUGUGCCACAAAAAGACCGACCCGGAUUGCAAACCUCGUGAUGACAACACCUUCCUCAUGACCGUUUUCCAGCACAAGGUCAGCCGAAUGUUCCACGCCAUGUACGACCCAUACGUGAUGCUCUGGGAGACCAAGGCACCAUUCAAGUUGCACGGCAUGUCCAAGGUUCCCUUCUGGAUUCACGGCCGAAGCGACAACAUCACCAAGGCCGCGCACGACAUUGAUCUCAAGGCCGUAGCGGACCAGAGCGAGCAAUUUUACAUUACCAGCUUCAACUGGAAGGACGUUGGAAAGAUGUACCACGGUUACCUCGAUGACGACGUUAUUGUCGCAUUUGGUAUUGAGGACUACCAAGCCGCGGGCAUCGAUGUCGGGAUUGAGGAGUUGAUUGGAGAUUACUUUACUUGCUAGAUUUCUCUUCUCUUGUUUCUGAAGCGGUCGGAUCUUUUUCUCUUUUCAUGACACUCGUCAAUUUGGGUCGGCGGCCUUGGUACUUCUGUAUCUCUUGGAUAUUCAGCGGGAAUGAAGGGGAAUAUGAAAUGCGACGAUGAACCUCUGAUGGGAGAAUUCAUACAAAAGACUUUUGCUUGAAAAAAUGGAGCGCGGAAUCCGCCGUUCUCGCUUUCUCGGGACAAUGGCGGCGACGAGCGACGAAGACGAUGAGAUCAAGUGAUCUUUUCGACUCGAAAGUCCUCCAUGUGUCUUGAGCUUGACUUUUGAUGUCAAAUUAGGCCAACUGCUGUGAAUGAGGAUUAUAUAUUUACAUGUACAUUGAUUGAAUGAGAGGCGUUUUCUGAACUUCCGAG
Dissoconium aciculare CBS 342.82 is the source of this 2482-nucleotide messenger RNA. RefSeq lists its product as uncharacterized. The coding region runs from base 447 to 2087 and encodes 546 amino acids. The record is from RefSeq and is a predicted model, not a curated record. The transcript has a single exon. NCBI's taxonomy places the organism in Eukaryota, Fungi, Ascomycota, Dothideomycetes, Mycosphaerellales, Dissoconiaceae.